AUGACGUGUAGCGGUGGAAUAAGACGAACUAUUUCAUCAUCUUCAUCAUCAACCCAAGUAGAUAGUCAAAUUAUUAUGCAUACAGUUGUUCCAUUACCUGAAUGUCCACAUUUAGUAGAGAUUAGAGAACUUCCUGCUGAAGGCAUUAAUGCACUAGCAUGUUGUUCAGAAUGCCACUCCAAUGAGGAACAGUGGGUUUGCCUAACUUGCUAUUUGGUCAACUGUAGCCGUUACAUUGCUGGUCAUGCCGUAUAUCAUCAAAUGCGUACUGGUCAUUCUAUGGCACUAAGUUUAACCGAUCUUUCGGUCUGGUGUUAUCCUUGUGAGUCAUACGUUCAUCAUGAAGUACUAAUUCCUGCAAAGAAUGCAGCGCAUCAAUCGAAAUUUGGUGUUUCUAUGCCAGAACAGGGGAGAUCAACAUUUUAA
Molecule: messenger RNA, 426 nt
Organism: Brugia malayi
Lineage: Eukaryota; Metazoa; Nematoda; Chromadorea; Rhabditida; Onchocercidae
Exons: 3
Coding region: 1-426 (141 amino acids)
Molecular function (GO): zinc ion binding
Source: RefSeq, a predicted model, not a curated record